GAUAUGUCGCCGGGCACCCUCGGCAAUGACUCGCAAAUGUAGGAAGGAGCAAGAAUAGCCGCCCCCCAUACGAGCUGCUGAGGAAUGCCUCGACGAAUCCUCUUCUUAGGCUGGCCAGCUUCAGCGCCUCUUUCUCUUAAGCUUGUCCUCGAUACCCCACUCGCUUUGGUGCUUAUUCUAGGCGUUCGGCGUCUAGCAGCCUGCAGGAUCCCGCUUCCGCGCUGCCGCGAGCUCGUACGUACGGACUCGUCGGAUAGCCCUCAUUACGAAGCGUAGUAUGAGCAUCCUUCAUUUCUCUACCAAUCAGGCUGCGGCCACGCAAAGAACAUUUGAUAAGUUGGCGUGCUUUUCGCGGCAGUGAGCCCAGCUUCGCGGUCCGACCACCCUACCCACCUCCCUAGCUAUGCUUUACCUACUCUUGCUUCUAUCAGCCCUCCGCGCCGUCUUCGCGGCUCCCAUUAUUGAUCAUGAGGAGGCUUUUGCAGCUCCAAAUGCACCCCUCGGACGGGACCUCCUCUCCUUCCUGGGCGAUGCGUCCAAUGGCAGAGCAAGUUCAGCAUCAAACCUACCUCAACAGGCUCUCAAGUCGUUGAGCGAUAUUGAUGAGCUUGCCCCAUUUGACGAGGACUCACCGGUAUCCAAGCGAGCUGCUGCAGCAUGCCGAAUUGCACAGCAGAUAUUCCCCGGGCGUGUCUUCGCAGCGAAUGAUGCCGACUAUCACGACGAGCAGGUUAUCAACUGGUCCCAGACAUGCUGGCUGCCAGCCGCUUGCUUCAUUCGGCUGCAGAGCACGACUGAGGUUGCUGCAGCAUUGAAGGUCAUCAGGCACGUGGGGACCAAGUUCGCUGUUCGAAGUGGAGGCCACAACCCCAAUUCUGGGUUCGGCAGUAUCGACGGGUCUGGCGUGCUCCUUGACCUCCAAGGUCUGGAUGCUCUAUCCUUACGCAAGGAUGGCAUGCUCCAUGCUGGCCCCGGAAACUCAUGGGGAAAGAUAUACGACUUCCUUGACCCCCACAGCAUUACUGCAAUAGGUGGUCGUCACUAUACCGUCGGCAUACCGGGUUUCUUACUCGGAGGUGGAAUGACUUUCUUCCCGAACCUGUAUGGCGUAGGUACUGAUAGCGUGAAGAACUACGAGGUCGUCCUUGCAAACUCGACUAUCGUCAAUGCUAAUCGUGACGAGAACGCUGACCUGUUCCGGGCGCUGAAGGGCGGCGGACCCAACUUUGGCAUCGUAACUCGCUUCGACAUUGAGACGCAUCCACUCCACAAGGUCCAAUACGCCGUCGCGCUCUAUGAUCCUUCCGACUAUGUCAACAUCCUUAACGCCACCAUACAGGUGCAGGAGGCCAUGGAGGAGGAUCCUAAGAUUGGCUUCUUCCUGAACGUGAACCCCACCGUUAUCAUUACAGGCCUUCUGUAUGCCGAAUGGUCCGCCGCACCUCCGAAAGUGUUCGACGCGUUCACUGGCUUGAAAUCUUACUGGGGUCCCUAUAUCCCACUCACGAAUGGUACGAUCGCUAGCCUGACGAGCGCUAUCAAUAUCGGCGAUUUCCCCGCGAAGAGAGAGCCGUACGCGGCUAGCACCAGAAUCGACCAUGACCUUUACGUCGACGUCCAUGAGCGCUACCUGGAGCUGCUGAAGACCGAUAUGCCUUCAGCCAAUCUCUCAUAUACGAUUCAGCCCGUGUCAAAGGCCACAGUCAUGGCCGGCCAGCAGCGUGGAGGAAAUGCACUGGGCUUGGAAGUCACUCCCCAGUCAUGGUAUGCACCACUCGUCGAAUGGUUCGACGACGAUGCAGACGAUGCAGCGCACUAUGCGCUCAACUCUCUCGGUAAGCAUGUGAUUUCAUCCGCCGAGGAGAGGGGAAAGCUUCUUGAAUACCAGUUCAUGAAUGAUGCUUCGUAUACUCAGACGAUCUUGGAUAGCUAUGGCUCCGAGAACGUGAAUAUGUUGAAGGAUGUUGCGAGGAAGUACGACCCAGAGGGUGUGUUUCAGAAGCUGCAGCAUGACGGGUUCUUGUUAAAGAAAUUGUAAGCCGCCGAGGUUCCGACUUAUCUAUCGUGGGCAUAAAUCGGUGGAAAUCUUGGCAGCCUCUCGAUUUUCGCGGGCGCGCGCGGGGUUAAGAAAAGACGCCUUCAUCUACAAAUUUCUCUUCAAUGCUUUUUCUUCAAAAUUUGAAGGAGAGUUCUUCGGUACGUGGAGAAGAGUUCUUCAAAUUUGAAGAACAUCCUUUAAAGCAUAAGAAACUUCGCAUUUUCUCUUUAACAGCGCCGUGUUUUUUCUUCAAAUUUUGAAG
Messenger RNA from Trematosphaeria pertusa, 2300 nucleotides. Its product is annotated as FAD-binding domain-containing protein. Lineage: Eukaryota; Fungi; Ascomycota; Dothideomycetes; Pleosporales; Trematosphaeriaceae. The coding region runs from base 404 to 2038 and encodes 544 amino acids. Gene Ontology annotation, molecular function: FAD binding. The record is from RefSeq and is a predicted model, not a curated record. The transcript is spliced from 7 exons.